UGAAUACCUUCUUAUCCACUCGUACAAAGUGCACCGUCUUCUUCCUACGGGACGGGGAGAGGGGGAAAAUGUCAUCGCUCCAAAUCCGAACACUCUUCCCCAAACCCUUCUUCCAGUUCUUCGCCGCCAGCCCCUCCUCCUUCCCUCUCUUCGUCCACUACCCAAACCCUGACUCUUCCUCUUUUACCCGCUCCUUCUCUCGAAGAAACCCUCGCCGCCGCGCAAAACCCUUCGUCCCGUUAAAAGCAUCAGCCACACCCGACCCGAGCCCUAACUCGAACUCCGAUCCCGACCCCAGACCUAGCCCUAACCCGACGAAGCCAAAAGGUCGGCGUUCGAAGCCCAAGACCCCGGCGGGAGGAACCGCCACCGCGGCCUCCGGCGACGCCUUCCCGUCGACGAUCCCACAGAAGCCGAGGCGCGGCCGGCGGAGCGAGGCGGCGGCGGUGGAGGACUUCGUCCGGGACCGGCUCGACCGGACCUUCGCCUCGAUCCGGGAGCAGGACGCCGGGGUCUUGGAGGGGAAAGAGGAGGUCUUAAAGCAGAGAACUAUGGAAGAGGAUGAGGAGGAGAGCUCGGAGGGCGGGGGGAAGGAGGUGGUGGAAGAGGAGGAUCCAGACUGGCCUUUGGAUGCCGAUAUCGGGUGGGGGAUCCGGGCGUCGGAAUAUUUUGAGAAGCAUCCGAUCAAGAAUGUGGUCGUCGAUGGGGUGGAAAUCGAUUGGGAGAGAGAGAUGGAUGAGGGGUGGGUGAAAGAGAUCAACUGCUUGGAGUGGGAGACCUUUGCCUUCCAUCCGAGCCCUCUCGUGGUUCUAGUCUUCGAGCGCUACCGAAGGGCAGCUGAUAACUGGAAGCUCUUGAAGGAGCUGGAGAAGGCGGCCAAGGUAUACUGGAAUGCUAAAGAUCGACUGCCUCCUAGAACGGUCAAGAUUGAUAUUAAUAUCGAGACAGACUUAGCUUAUGCUCUUAAAGUCAAAGAAUGCCCACAACUAUUAUUCGUAAAGGGAAACAGGAUUUUGUACAGGGAGAAAGAACUCAGAACGGCAGAUGAAUUGGUGCAAAUGAUUGCACAUUUCUACUAUAACGCAAAGAGACCAUCAUGGAUUGAUCCUGCAGAAGUUGCUCCUCCAUUUUGAUUUGUUCGUGAUUCAGGGCUGUACAGCUAUCAUGAGACCUCCAUUAAUAGAAGGGAACCAGCUUUCGAUGCACUCAAACUUAUCAUGCAGGAGAAACAUGUCGAGAAUCUGUCAUCAACUGAUCCUACAUCCAUGUGUCGAAAUAAAGAUUUCAUGCCAUAAGGUGGUCAAGAAACUUGUCAUACAGGAGGUAUGCAUAUUAAGAGGCAGUCAACCGUAUGGACUUAGAUUGCAUGACAAUCACAGAUGCGGUCUCAUCAGCCAGUCCAUCGAUAAGAUUAAGGGCUGAACAAUUAUUUGACUGUAUCACAAAUAACUGAAUUUGGCAUGCUUUCAGAUGGAAAGCAACGUUCAUGCAUUGCAAGCUACUGUGUGCAUUUUCAAGAUGUUUUUUUUUUUAAAAAAAAAUCUCUUAAAACAAUUAUGCUUGUUCGCUCAGAUUGUACAGUGAGGAGUUUGGUGAAAUAAUACACAGGCUUCUGAAUAUCAAACAUUGCAA
Messenger RNA from Phoenix dactylifera (date palm), 1632 nucleotides. It is a transcript of the gene MRL7, whose product is annotated as polyadenylate-binding protein 2-binding protein. Gene Ontology annotation, cellular component: chloroplast stroma. The record is from RefSeq and is a predicted model, not a curated record. Gene Ontology annotation, biological process: chloroplast organization; regulation of DNA-templated transcription. NCBI's taxonomy places the organism in Eukaryota, Viridiplantae, Streptophyta, Magnoliopsida, Arecales, Arecaceae.